AUGAACUUUUUAUACAAAAAACAAAUUACAAUAUGUAUUUUCAUAUGCAUAUUUUUACUAAUUGGGAGUGUUCAUAGUAUUUUUUCAAGUAAAGAUGACAAUGCUGCAGACCACCAACCAAUAUCUGUAAAAACAUUUUUCGAUCAUUUGAGGAAUCUAAAAGAUCCUAUCCAAUAUGUAAAAGUCCUUGGAACUAUUGAAAGGUUGAAACAGAUGACAUUCGUACAGGAAGAAUUAAGACUUCAAUCAAGUCAGCAGCUGUUAGUUGCUCAAGAACGCAAAGAGCUUUUAAUAAACCUAUAUCGUCAAUUAUUUGGACUAAGCAAACAUUAUAAUAUCAAGAAAGAUUUAACUGCAUCAGAAAUUAUUAAUUCGCUAUUGCAACAUUUCACUCCUAAUGAACUUCCUAAUCAACUUCAGAAUCAUUUGCCAUAUCCAAAUGAUGUAAUCGCUCCACGACAACAAAACUAUCAUGAACGUUUGGCGGGAUUUGUUUCUUUUACGAAUAUAAUUUGGUUUAUGUCUAUCUCAUUAUUCGUAAUUUCUUUGUCAAUAUUAUUCAGAAAUUGGAUUUUCCCAUUAAUAUUGGAUUUCAUAUUUUGGGUUCCGGUCUAUGUCUGGGAGUUUCUUGCCCAUGCUAUUUGUUUUUUUAUAAUUUUCAAUGCACGUAUUUACGAUGCUGGCACUUCACGAAGAGAUUACAUUGCAUUAACUGGUUGCAUUCUAUGGUCUCCAAUAUGGAUGUGGUCAUUUUCUCGACGAAUAUCAGUUUUUGAGGACUCAUAUAGAUAUACUCAGAGAAUACUCGUUGUAAUCUAUGCCUUUAUCGCUAUUUUAUAUCAAGUUCAUAUAAUAGGUACAAUGACGAUUUUUACUGCUUUAUCUAUCCUUGGAUUUUCAGGAUAUGUAUGUAGUACAAUGGCAGUUAUUGGAUUCAAUUCACAAGAUGCGUUG
Molecule: messenger RNA, 954 nt
Organism: Racocetra persica
Lineage: Eukaryota; Fungi; Glomeromycota; Glomeromycetes; Diversisporales; Gigasporaceae
Source: the annotation of a GenBank genome assembly